AUGGCGUUGACAACCGAUCUCUCCUCACACCUCGCCCUGGUGACCGGAGCAACAGGCGGCAUAGGCAAAGCGACGUGCCUGGCCCUCGCGCGCCUCAACUGCUCCAUCGCCGUGCACUACCACAGCGCGGCCGACACGGCAGAAUCCCUAGUCGCGCAGCUCAAGUCGAUGAACGUGCGCGCCUCGGCUUUCCGAGCCGACCUGUCCUCCUACGACGAGACACGCUCUUUGCACGCCAACGUCGUGCGAGAGUUGGGCCAUCCGACCAUCCUCUUCAACAACGCCGGGAUGACCGCUGGUGUAUCCCGGGUCAAGGACAUCAGCGAGGUGUCCGUGGACGACUUUGAGAAGACCUGGAGAGCGAAUUGCGGAACGGCUUUCUUGCUCACCCAGUUGUGUAUCCCUAAAAUGGUCGAGGCCGGCUGGGGCAGAAUCAUCUUCUGUUCCAGUGUCGCUGGCUUUACCGGUGGGGUAGUCGGACCGCAUUAUGCUUCGUCCAAAUCGGCUCUGCACGGUCUGGUGCAUUGGCUGGCAGGCGCUUAUGCAAAGACUGGCGUGACCAUCAACGGCGUCGCUCCAGCGCUGAUCGAAGAGACCAAGAUGCUGCCUGGAGGGUCGGCAGAGUUGUCUGCGAAAAUCCCCAUCGGGAGACUUGGGAAGCCUGACGAAAUCGCAGAGACAGUGCUGUGGAUGGUCAAGACUGGUUAUGUCCACAACAAAAUCAUCGCGGUCGAUGGCGGCAUGUUCAUCCAGUAA
Molecule: messenger RNA, 756 nt
Organism: Fonsecaea multimorphosa CBS 102226
Lineage: Eukaryota; Fungi; Ascomycota; Eurotiomycetes; Chaetothyriales; Herpotrichiellaceae
Exons: 3
Coding region: 1-756 (251 amino acids)
Molecular function (GO): oxidoreductase activity
Source: RefSeq, a predicted model, not a curated record